This is a messenger RNA of Parascedosporium putredinis, 1302 nucleotides long. The record is from the annotation of a GenBank genome assembly. Lineage: Eukaryota; Fungi; Ascomycota; Sordariomycetes; Microascales; Microascaceae.
AUGGACCUCACACCAGAUUUCCCCGGCGGCGACGGCAACGCGCACACGGAAACGACGAUUUCCAGGAUCCCCAAGAUACUGCCCCACGAACGAGUCUUCCCGAUACAAAUUGGCACCGAGCUAUUCAAGCUGUCGGGCGCUUCUCUCUCUUCUGACGCUCCGUCCUACUUUUCGCAGUACUUUCUCUGCCAGCUAAAAGCGGCAGAGAACAAUGGCGAGGAUCCUGGCGCGGCCAUCCGCACGCUCUACAUUGAUCGAGAUCCCGAGACCUUUCGAGACAUUGCGCUCCACCUACAGGGGUACCAUGUCGAGCCUCGCGACGGAACCCACUUUGUGCGGUUAUUCGCUGACGCGCAGUUCUAUCACCUACCGAGGCUGAUUUCUCAGCUCUACGACGAAUCCAUCUUCAUCUCCAUCGGCCACCGCGAGCUACGCGGCCUUGUUCACCAACCCCACGACGUAUUCCCCGGUCUCGAGCGCGAGGGACUGAUACGCCCGCCCUCCAUCUUGCCGCCGUCGGUGCCGCGCCGAUCGGCCGAUACGUUUGCCGAGCUCUUGCAUCUGCUCAAGGGGUACCCCGUCCACGUACGCAACGAUGCGCAUAGGGCGGAGCUGCUGCGAGACUGUCGCUACUUCAACUUCAAAGGGUUGGAACAGCGUCUGAUUCCGCACCACGCGAGCUUCAACCAGGCGCGCAAUAAGAACGAGAUCGUGAUCCGGCUGGAAGACAUAUUAAAGAGCGGCAUUAACAUCCCCAUCGAAGUGCCCGAGUCUCCGGUAAACUGGGUCAAUUAUGCCCGGCCUUUUGUCGACAAGCAGGCGGCAGAGCUAGUACUAGAGAUUGGGGGCGAGACUACGCGGCUACACUUUAACAGCGGCUCCGGCCCGCGGGCCGAGUUCUUUGGCGACGUACGGACGAGGGCCGCUCGGCCUGUUGAUGGCGACGGGCGGGGCGAGCAGCCUGCCGCCCUCGCCCGGGAGCACGCCCUCAGCGACGACUUUGUCAGCAUCAUCAUCGAGCCGGAGACGGCCAUUGUUCUGGACGGCGAACCGUACGUCUACGACGAGGGAGGGGUGCCCAACGGGACGACGUCGAGGAGCAGGAGCAUCGACACGUUUUCUAGACCCGCUGCGGUGCCUCCCUACAAUGAGUGGACGGUUAGCCGCGGCCAGUGGCGUCUCCGCUUGCACCGGACGACCAACGGCAAGAGCCAGUUCGAGUGCGUGCUCGUUGCCGUGAAGCUCGAGGCUGUUUCCUCGGAGAGGGGAAGGAAUGCUGCGCGCGGUUUCUUGAAUUCCUAG